This is a messenger RNA of Aegilops tauschii subsp. strangulata, 897 nucleotides long. The record is from RefSeq and is a predicted model, not a curated record. Lineage: Eukaryota; Viridiplantae; Streptophyta; Magnoliopsida; Poales; Poaceae.
AUGAGGGGCAGGUCGGCUCUGAUCUCCCGAGGUGCUGCUCCUGCUCUGACGCUGCCUAGGGCUGCUUUUGGUCCAUCUGCUGCCCCUCCUUCUGCUCCUGGAGCCCGCGCGCCCGCGCCCCAGGCUGGGAGGCUCUCGGGCUUCAAGCUUAGCAAGAGGAAGGUGAACUACACCUCGGUGGACCAGCCGACUCCUGCGGCGAAGAAGAGGAAGGAGGCGGCGGUGGUGCUGCUCGGGACCAACCCGCCUGCUCUGGCUGUGUCUCCCUCCAUGGAGAAGGGCAGCUCUGACGUGUCCGUUCGGGCGGCGCUGAGCCAGGCCACGGUGACCUCUGAGAAGGAGAAGCAGGCCGCCGCCCAAGCAGCGGCUGCUCGCGAGGCGGCGCUGAAGGACGUUGAGGCCGCCCAGGAUCGCUACCGGGCGUUGGAGGCCGAGCUGAAGACCCUGCGCAACGAGCGUGUAGAAGAAGCCCGUAGCCGCAAGGUGGAGGAGGAGAAGAUGAAGGCCUGGGAGGACGCCAUCAAGGGUCGUGACCCCGAGCUGGAGCAGUCGGCGAAGGCGCAGGCCACUGAGCGCGGCGGGCUGGAGGAGCUGGAGCGGAAGGUGGAGGCGGAGAAGGCCGAACUUGAUGCCAAGGCAAAGUUUCUGGCCGAGGACCGCGCGGCCUUCGCGUUCCUCGAGGAGAGCCACCUCCAUCUUCGCGAUCCUGCCGCCCGCCUUGACAAGCCGCUGGAGCCUGUGGACGACGAGCACUGCGCAGCCGCUGCUGCAGUCAUGAAGGGUCAGGUGGAGGCCCUGCUGAAGAAGUUCCGCGCCUUCGCUCCCGCGCCUUCGACCGGCGAUGCUACUAAUCCUGCAGCCCCAGCUGGUGGUACAUGUGAAGGUGAUGCCACCUAG